UUCUCUCUCUCUCCAUCGGUGUCUCUGUGUGCGCCAUUCCUUCUAUUUCAGCUUUUUGAUCGCCGGAACGCAUCUCCGACCGAUCAAAUUCCCGGCAUUCAUUCCGGUGAUCUAACUCCGAUGAUUCACCACUCUGAUCCAUAGCUUUCUCAAUCACCGAAUCAAUCUCAAACAUCAUCAUUUUACUUCUUCUCUUUUUUCGCUUCUCCCUUUCAGAUCCGUUUCCAUUCGAGUUCCGCUGCGAAAAUCGGGGGAGAACAAACCAUUCAUAUGGAUUAGCAACACCCGAUGAGAAACCUUUCCCCAUGCGACUCACGAACGCUUUACUCUUCCGCAAUCUCGCUUCCGCCAGCUACUACUUCCGAGUCCAAUUUUAGGGUUAGGGUUUGCGUGUUGCGUUUUGUAGAACAACAAAAUGUUCAAAAAAAUCAUGAAGGGAGGGCACAAGAAGCCCUCCAAGUCCGACUCCAACGAUUCCCCGGCGGCGCCGAACGCCGGGAGCAACCGUGACUCCAAUGUGGUGGUCAACCACGCCUCGCGCGGCGGUGGAGGUACUGCGGCUGCAAAUUCGGCCACCGCCAUGCCAAUCGCUCCUCCGUCUGGCGCCAUGGAACCGGUGCCUUUGUUCCGUGACGUGCCGGUUUCGGAGAGGCCAAACCUUUUCCUUCGGAAGCUGCAUAUAUGUUGCUACGUUCUGGAUUUCUCGGACACGCUGAAGAAUGUUAGGGAGAAAGAGAUCAAGCGGCAGGCUCUGAUGGAGCUCGUGGACUACAUCCAAUCGGGUUCGGGCAAGUUAACGGAGAAUUGCCAGGAAGAAAUGAUCAGAAUGAUAUCUGUGAACAUUUUCCGGUGCUUGCCGCCGGCGUCACACGAGAACACGGGGCAAGAGCCCACCGAUCCUGAAGAGGAGGAACCGUGCUUGGAGCCGUCGUGGCCACAUUUGCAGCUGGUGUACGAGCUUCUCCUCAGAUACGUGGUGUCAUCGGAUACUGAUACCAAGGUUGCAAAACGGUACAUUGAUCACUCUUUUGUGCUGAAGUUGCUGGAUUUGUUUGAUUCUGAGGACCCCAGGGAGCGUGAAUAUUUGAAAACCAUACUCCAUCGUAUAUAUGGCAAGUUCAUGGUUCACAGGCCCUUUAUUAGGAAGGCUAUUAACAACAUUUUUUAUCGGUUUAUAUAUGAAACUGAGAGGCAUUGUGGUAUUGGGGAGCUUCUGGAGAUUCUUGGGAGCAUCAUCAAUGGGUUUGCUUUGCCAAUGAAAGAGGAGCAUAAGUUGUUUCUUAUCAGGGCGCUUCUGCCUCUGCAUAAACCUAAGUCUGUUGCUUUGUACCACCAGCAGUUGUCUUACUGCAUCACUCAGUUUGUAGAGAAGGAUUUCAAGCUCGCGGAUACGGUUAUUAGGGGCUUGUUGAAGUAUUGGCCUGUCACCAAUUGCCAGAAGGAAGUUCUCUUCCUUGGAGAACUGGAGGAAGUGCUGGAGGCCACUCAGGCUGCAGAAUUUCAACGCUGCAUGGUUCCCCUUUUUAGACAGAUUUCCCGCUGCCUCAAUAGUUCUCACUUUCAGGUUGCAGAGCGAGCCCUCUUUUUGUGGAAUAAUGAGCACAUUGUAAGCUUGAUUGCCCAAAACAGGACUGUGAUAUUACCGAUUAUAUUUGAAGCGUUUGAGAAAAAUAUUGAGAGUCAUUGGAACCAGGCAGUUCACGGGCUGACUGUGAAUGUUCGCAAAAUGUUCAUGGAAAUGGAUGCAGAAUUAUUUGAAGAGUGCCAGAGGCGGCAUGCAGAGAGAGAGGCUAAAGCUAAAGAAGUGGCUGAGCAGCGGGAACUGAACUGGAAGAGACUGGCAGAAGCCGCAGCUCAGAACGGCGGGGAGGAUAUGGUGACAGCUUAGCCUUGUGAGUUUACUGCCUCAACUGGAAAUGUGAAUUAAAUAGGUGAAGGAUGAUGAAUGUGCUCCUCUUCUCCAUUUUGGUGCUAUUAUUUAUUGGUUUCUUUCUUUCCAGCCUAAAUUUUUUCUUCUCUUCUAUAUUAUUAUUGUCUCAGUUGGAUAAUUAGCAAUUUGAAGAAAGCAGUGAUUAAUGUAACUUAUUCGAAGUUGUUAGCAAUGUCUGCAGAUUUAGAAUGUUCUGUGAUAAAUUUUCUUGUAUUUUUCCCCCUUUUACAUAGAGAA
Molecule: messenger RNA, 2167 nt
Organism: Gastrolobium bilobum
Lineage: Eukaryota; Viridiplantae; Streptophyta; Magnoliopsida; Fabales; Fabaceae
Product: serine/threonine protein phosphatase 2A 57 kDa regulatory subunit B' beta isoform-like
Exons: 2
Coding region: 416-1888 (490 amino acids)
Biological process (GO): signal transduction
Cellular component (GO): protein phosphatase type 2A complex
Molecular function (GO): protein phosphatase regulator activity
Source: RefSeq, a predicted model, not a curated record